Molecule: messenger RNA, 1242 nt
Organism: Hydatigera taeniaeformis
Lineage: Eukaryota; Metazoa; Platyhelminthes; Cestoda; Cyclophyllidea; Taeniidae
Source: the annotation of a GenBank genome assembly
AUGGAUGGCCCUGUGAUUCCACCAGACUCUGUUUGGUAUUUUGGCGAAAUCAGCCGGGAAAAAACAAACGAAAUCCUUCUUAACCAACCGGUCGGGACAUUUUUAAUUCGGGAUUCUUCAACUACUUCUGGCUAUGUUUUGUCCAUUAAGGAGAUUACCAAAGUAGUUCGCUAUUUAAUCAAUUAUUCAAAAGAGACGAGCGAAUUCACUUUUGGUAACCUAAAAUUCGAAUCCCUUGAAGCCGUUCUGGAGUAUUAUUCACAGGGGCGAUCAUCCGCCUGCUUUUUGGUUAAGCCGGCUCCUAAGGAGCGGCUUCUCGCAUUGUAUGACUUUCCAGGCGACAGGAAAGAAGAUUUACCUCUGUCCAAAGGUGACAUGGUGGCAUUCGUUAUUCAAAAAAAGGACUGGAUUUUGUGUUCGCUCAGCGAUGGUCGAAGGGGGUGGGUACCUGCCAAUCAUUUGGCUCCCUACAAAGCAGAACUACUAGCAAGCCUGAAAGUUGCCAGUGAAAAUCUGAACACCAUGUCCUAUUGCAGUCUUUGCGGUAUUCUCGGUGUUCCUGUUGACGCCAAAGUUAUACGUUCGCGGCUGCCGUCCAUAUUUCAGACCAAUCACUUGGAAAUUCAGAUGUCAGCGUUGCCGAGGGUGGGGAAGCUUGUAGCUUCACGCACAGCUCUCUUCGUCUGUGAUAUGCAAGAAAAGUUUCGGUCUAGCAUUUCACAUUUUGCUGCCAUCACUAGUGUGUCUGGGCGGCUUAUUGCCGCUGCAAAAAUGCUCGGAAUGCCUAUCAUCGUGACCGAGAUGUAUCCUAAGGGUCUUGGUCAAACUGUUGAAGACUUGGGUGACCUCUCGGGCAUCCCGGUCAUUCCAAAGUUGUCGUUCUCUAUGAUUACGAAGGAGUUGGAAUCGAUGGUGGAUUUGAAGAAGGAUGUGAAUUCAGUAAUUCUGUGUGGUAUUGAGACUCAUGUCUGCGUUCAGCGCACUGCACUAGAGUUACUGGAGCGUGGGAUCGAUGUACACUGCGUUGCGGAUGCUGUUUCGUCCCGCUCCAUGGUGGACAGGAUGUUCGCUCUGGAGCGUAUGCGCCAAUCUGGUGUCUUUGUGACCACCAGCGAGUCAAUCAUAUUGGGUCUUGUGGAUGGAUCUGAGCACCCACUCUUCAAAAGCCUUCAAAACCUCAUUAUCCCCAAGGCACCUGACAGUGGUCUUCUCUCAUUAAAGGCUGAAGAACAUAAGUUGUGA